UAACUUCAAUGGUGAAAAUGUAACAGACUUUUUUAACACACAAUUGGACCAAAAUAACUUUGAUAACAAAAAUGAGAUAGAUUAUUCUAACACACAAUAUUCUGACGCACAAUUGAAUGAACUUGAAAGUCAUAAUGAUAAUAUAAAUAUUGCGGAUACAUCUUCGCAUAUGGAAAUAAUCGAAAACUCACACACGAGUGACGACUAUAAUAAUUCUGAUAAUUCCAAUCAAAGCGACCAAAAUAAUAAUUCUGAACAGGAUGGGUACAACAUUUAUGAAGAAAUCGAUUCCAGUGAAGAAACCGAUAAUGAAGAUCAUGAAAGAAUUACACCAUCUUCAUUAUUAAAUGUUAAUUCAAGGCUACCCGAAAUCUUAGAUAUUUUGCCAGAACCAUCAUAUAAUCCACCUCAAAUGAUUUAUCCUUAUCAAUCUAUUAUAACAAGAAUGGCGUCAAUAUUAGCAGAUGAAACAAAUGAAAGAUUAAUGGAUUCACCAUUUAAGCGACAAGUUGAGAAGGGGGAUAAAACUGACGUUCGAAUUGGAUUAGCUCUCAAUCUUGAUUGGUAUACGCCUUAUAGUCGAGUCAAAAGAAGCUGCGCACCAAUUUAUAUUACAGUUCUCAAUUUUCCAAGACAUAUUAGAUAUCGAAGUGAAAAUCUUAUUCUUACUGGUAUUAUACCUGGUCCAAGAGAACCAGACACAACCCAAUUACAAAAUUAUCUUCAACCUAUAAUCAAUGAACUAAAGCAACUUUGGAGUGGUCAAUUGUUUAAAACUACAUUAUAUCCAAUUGGUCGUAUGUUUCAUUGUGCAUUAAUUCAAAUUGCAUGUAAUAUACCAGCUGUGUGUAAGGAUUCACCUAAGCUUGGUAUUAAACAAUUAUAUGAAAUUCAGGAUCAAAUCGAUGCAACUCCUUUGCCGGUUGAUAUAGGACAUAUAAAUUUUAAGAUCACAUCAGGUUUUGAUGCACUUACGGCUGAUCAAUGGAAGACAUGGAGCCAAAGAAUUAUAACUGAAGCCGAAAUUGAAGCUGGUCAUAUAGCUAUGAUGACAUUCUUAAAGUAUGCUGAGCAAAUUUAUGGAAAACGUUUCUGUUCCCCUAAUAUGCAUUUACACAAACAUUUACGAGAAGAACUCGGUUUGUUUCCUAAUUCAAAUCGUAAUAUGGAGCUAGAAGUGCUAGAAAAUUUUAAUCAUCAAAUUCAUAUUCAACAAAUUAAAACCACGGCUUUCUCCUACUUGCCACAAAAUUUUUUAUCAUCAUUAGAUUUAAUUGCACAAACUAAUAUUGAACAAAAUAGAACUUUGGGACACUACAAUUUUACAGUUCAAGAAGCAUUAAACUUCCGUGCAAUGUCUGGUGGAUUAAUUAAUCAUGUCGUAACCGGCUCAGAACGAUUUCCUGGUCAUUUUAUUGGACCUUUUCGUGAGAUUAUCUUACCAACUAAGAUAACUGAAUUUCUUGUUCAAUAUUAUUCAAAUAUUUAUCCGAAUUACAGCUUUCACAGUGAAAAUCAAAAUCCAAAUUCAAAACAAUCAAUUCUAGUUUCUUCAACAUCCCGACGAGCAAUAGCUCUCAAACUGGAGAUGAAAUAUAUCAAUCAUUCUUUUCACGCUCUGAUUUAA
Molecule: messenger RNA, 1627 nt
Organism: Racocetra persica
Lineage: Eukaryota; Fungi; Glomeromycota; Glomeromycetes; Diversisporales; Gigasporaceae
Source: the annotation of a GenBank genome assembly